Messenger RNA from Xenia sp. Carnegie-2017, 4436 nucleotides. RefSeq lists its product as uncharacterized. Gene Ontology annotation, molecular function: protein binding. The record is from RefSeq and is a predicted model, not a curated record. NCBI's taxonomy places the organism in Eukaryota, Metazoa, Cnidaria, Anthozoa, Malacalcyonacea, Xeniidae. The coding region runs from base 1 to 4023 and encodes 1340 amino acids. The transcript is spliced from 9 exons.
AUGUCGGAAUCAUCUGAGUAUAAAUUAGCGCAAAGCAUCAUUUGGAGCGAUCAAAAAUAUUUACUGAAAGAAUUCGUGAAGAGUUUCAAACUCCCUCAAGUAGUCUUGGUAAAGGACGGCUACUUUGGCCAUGAUGAAAGAACGACAUUUGGAAGAGAUCAAAUUUUGACAUUACAUCAACUUCGGGAAACCAAUAAAAUCGUUUGUCAAACAGCGAAAAGAAAUGUUAUACUUUUGCCGUCAAAAUGUGAAGUCAAAGCACAAGUGUUGCCGAUGAAUUUAAACGAUGUAAACAUAUCUGCAAAGCAGUUAAUUGAAACAUAUAAAAAGAUAAAAUAUGUGCGAGUAAUGGAAGUUGGUGCAAAUUGUAGCGAUGAUCCGAAGGAUUCAUUGGAAGCAAACGAUGCUCUCGAAAUAAAGAAAAUUGAAUCAAAUUCAGUUGGAUUCCUAUGUAAAAAUUUAUCAACCAAUCACGAGUCGUUUAUACCAUCACACCACUUAGCUAAGUUCCUCCCUUUACUAGACCCAAACAUCUACACUUUAGCCGAAAUUAAAGCAAAGUAUGGUUUCCCAGCUAAGAUAUGGUUACCAGACAGGGACAAUAACAAUAUAAUCUUUUCCUCACCUGAUGCAAGCCAUUCCACAAGAAAUUUAUGUAGUUUGGGUCAACUGACAGUUGUUGAAGAAAUCCAAGAAACCGAUGCAAUUGUGACAACAGUUUGUUCGAGCCUAGAAGAGAAGAUUUGCCUGAACGUUCCUACCAAACUCGAAAUCAAUGUUACUGUUGCUGAAGGAUUUCUAAAAGGCAGCAAGAACUACGCAACGGUUGUCAAAACUUUAGACAAAGAGCUAAACAAAACUGAUCUCAAAGCAUUUGAAGACCUGGACGUGUAUCAACACGUGCAUGCUGUCAAGAAACAGAUACAAGACUGGGACGAAACGUAUUCCAUUGGGGAAGCAUCAUCGGAAGUUGCCGAACAUGCCCGUCAGCAAUUGAAACAACACGAGAAAACAAAAAAAUUCUCAAGGAUAGACGAAGCUCCUAAAGUUCAACCUCGACUUUCAUUACGUUUGGACAACAUUUUGACUCCACCAAUUGUUCCACAAAGACCAAGACCAAAGAAAUCAAAAAAGUUGAGUGACUUAAAACAAGAUACGACAGGAUUUGAUAACACAGCAAAUGAAAUACGGCCAAAUAUUCUGGAUGAAGAAAAAUGGUAUACUUCUUUAGAUCCUGUCCAUUAUUCAACAAUCCAUAAUGUUUAUGAACCUCUCCAGUCAAAACGUGGAUCUUUCAUAAACAUGAAAGGACAGAAAUCAAUAUCUGAAGAUGAAUCUAACUUAAACGAGAGACAUUACGCAGUUAUAGGAAAAUAUUCCACUGAAGAUGAAAAUUCAUACAAGCAUAUUGAAUCCAAAAGACUUAAGCCUGAGACUCCACCGAAAGUACCAAAGAAACCAAAGAAAUUGAUGAACAAGCAAAAAACAACGGACACGGAUGGAACACAAAAGUCAUCAAAACCAGAAAAAAUAGAUAGUUUGCGCAGAGUAAAAAGCUGCACAGCCGCUAUCCAAAAUAUCCCUUUACCACCUGUACCAUUACGUUUGCCCAAGUUAUCCACAAACAUCCUAUCAAAUUCCCCGAAGGAAGAUGAAAAAGAAGUUGUGUAUGAGACGGCGUUAUCCCCAACUAUCCAAGAAGUUUCCCCCAACGAAGAUGGGAAAGAAGUUGUGUAUGAGACCGCGUUAUCCCCAACUAUCCCAGUAGUUUCUCACAACGAAGAUGGAAAAGAAGUUGUGUAUGAGACCGCGUUAUCGCCAAACAUCCCCCUAACUUUUCCAAAGGAAGAUGACAAAGAAAUUGCAUACGAGUAUAUGUUAUCCACAAAUAUCCCACUAACUUCAACGAACGAAGACAACAAUGAAAGUGUCUACGAAGACACAUUAUCUACACUUUCAAACAUUCCAAAAAGUGUUCCUGACGAAGAUGACAGAGAAGCAAUAUACGAGGCGAUAUCACGAUAUCCUCAAGAUUUGUCCUGUUUAAGUGUAGCAGAGGUUAGUCGAUUACUGAAAUACUUAGAAAUGAAAGGUAACGUUGAAAGGUUUGAAAAAGAGAUGAUUGAUGGAUCAAUGUUGAUAACCAUGGAUAAGGAGUCUCUGCAAUCCUUAGAAGUAGAUACCUUUCACUGUAACAAGUUGCUGCGUUUUAUUGGAGGUUGGCGUCCUAAACUUGGACCAAACAUGUUGGAAGCACCGGAUGAUCAACUAACAGAAAAACUCAUUUGGACGGACAAGGACUACAAUCUACAACAAUUUGUGGAAACGUUUCAACUUCCUCAAAUCGUUUCUGUGAAGAAGGGCUACUGUGGCUUUGAUCAAAGAACGACGCUUGGUAGAGACCAAAUUUUAACGUUGCAUCAACUUCGAACAACAUUUCAAACCGUUUGCCGAGUUGAAAAUAGAAGUAUAGUAAUGUUACCAUCAAGUUGUGAAAUUAAAGCCGAAGUUUUGCCGUUGGAAUGUAGAGACACGAUAGUUACAGCCAAACAAUUGACUGAAACACAUCGAACGAUUAAAUAUGUAAGGGUCUUAGAACACAGACCAAAAUGGAGCUUCGGUGAUCACGACAUCACAUUCAAAGAAAAUGACAUCAUCGAAAUACAAACAAUAUAUGACGACGGAAUCCACUGCAAGAAUCUCUCGACUGAUCUUAAUAUCAUUCUACCAUCUAACUGUUUGGCAAUUUUUGUUCCUUUGCUAGACCCAAAUCCCUACACUUUGGCCAACAUCAAGGCAAAAUACGGUUUCCCGUCUAAGAUCAGAUUUAUAGAUAAAACUGACGAGGAACAUGACAUAAAAUUUGUUUAUGGCUCAAGACAAUUCUCAACAAAUCUGAACAGAUUAGGUGAGAUAAUCACAAUUGGAGAAAUCCAGGAAAACGAUGUUAUCGCUACGACAGUUUGUUCUAAUUUGGAAAAGGUUUGCAUAAGCGUUCCAAUUCAACUGGACAUCGAAGUUUCGGUUGCGUGUGGAUUUCUCCAUGGAGAUAUGACGUACGCCACAGUAGUUAACAGUCUGGGAGGACAAAUCAAUGAAAGUGAUCUUAAAAACUUCAAGGAUCUGGAUGUUUAUCAACACAUGGAAAACCACGUUAAAAAGUCGAUAAAGUACUGGGAUAAAACGAUUUUCAUCAAGAGAGCUUCAUCGGAAAUCGCCAAACUAGCUCUAGAACGUUUGCGAAAGACGUUAUGGACAACGGAUGAUUCAACAACAGAGAUACAACAAGAACAGACAGGAAACACGAAUGAUAAGGAUAUAUCAAAAACGUGGCGAAAGAGAGUGUGGAAAAAAUUAAAAAAAACAUUAAGAAAAGAUUAUGAACACAAUAACUUCCCAAUUCAAAAUGGACGUAAAAAUUCGACAAAUACAUAUCAAUCGAGGAGAUCAGUAACGCAAGAAGGUCAAACCGAGAACUUGGAUGAAAUAUAUACGACAAUAGACGAAAUCUAUGAAGAGGUGCUUUCAAAUCAGGAAGAAACUUAUACUUCCUUGGAUCCUAAUUAUCGUCCAAUAGCCCAGCAUCCUUAUGAGCCUCUACUAGUUAAGGCGAUCAGUUCACAUAAUAUCGAAAAUUUUCAAUUGAAGGAUAUUUCAGCAGUACCCCCGUUAUCCACAAACAUCCCUCCGAGCGCCCCAAAAAGAAAUGAAAAUGAAGUUCCCUUCGAGACUUUUUUCUCUAUUCCACCUUUUUCUCCAAACGAAAAUGAUAGAGAAGCAAUAUACGAGGCGAUAUCACGAUAUCCUCGAGAUCUGUCCAGUUUAAGUGUAGCAGACGUCAGUCGGUUACUGAAAUACUUAGGAAUGAAAGAUUACGUUGAAACAUUUGAAAAAGAGAUGAUCGAUGGAUCAAUGUUGAUAACUGUGGAUAUGCAGUCUUUGGAGUCUCUUAACGUAAAAAGUUUUCACUGUAACAAGUUGUUGCGUUUUAUUGAUGGCUGGCGUCCUAAUAUUGGUAGCUAAAUAAGCAAGUUCUUUGAAGUAGACGCAGUUAUCAGAGUUAUAGCAGGAAGAUGUCCGUGGUCUGACGCAGUUAUCUGAGUGAUAGCAGGAAGAUGUCCGUGCUCUGACGCAGUUAUCUGAGUGGUAGCAGGAAAAUGUCCGUGCUCUGACGCAGUUAUCUGAGUGAUAGCAGGAAGAUGUCCGUGGUCUGAUUGUGUAUAAACAAUGAGCUUUAGUUUUUUUAUUAAAGUCGAGAGAAAAUUACCAUUGAUUUUGUUUUUUAGUACAAGACCUUCACGUGAGGAUAAAAUUGAGGAUAAAAUGCUCUUGAGGAUAAAAUUGAAAAUUUUGAUUUGUUUCUUAAUGCAUUUAACUUUAAUGAAACGUGUUCACAUAUUGGAAUUUCAAGAUAAAUAAACGGCGCUUAAAUAAUA